This is a messenger RNA of Torulaspora delbrueckii, 846 nucleotides long. It is a transcript of the gene VAM3, whose product is annotated as SNAP receptor VAM3. The transcript has a single exon. Gene Ontology annotation, biological process: vesicle fusion; vesicle-mediated transport; intracellular protein transport. Gene Ontology annotation, cellular component: membrane; endomembrane system; SNARE complex. Bases 1 to 846 code for a protein of 281 amino acids. The record is from RefSeq and is a predicted model, not a curated record. Gene Ontology annotation, molecular function: SNARE binding; SNAP receptor activity. NCBI's taxonomy places the organism in Eukaryota, Fungi, Ascomycota, Saccharomycetes, Saccharomycetales, Saccharomycetaceae.
AUGUCGUUCUUCGACCUCGAAGCUCAACACUCAGUAGCUUCGACAAGAGAUAGUGACCUGUCAGCUAGUGGGGCUGAUAAUCUUAUCAGUCAGUUCGCAGAAGAGUUAAAAAAGUUGGGAAGAGAAUGCAGUAAGAUAGCUACCAAAAGGGAUUCUCCACAUGUGCGAAAUAGUAUUGAAACUGAGCUCAUACCAUUAUGCAAUAGUUUACGUGAUAGGAUCGAAGAAAUAAGGUGGAGUAACAGUGGUCAACGAAUCCCACAGGGCUCAAAGCUUCACAAUGACUUUCGAAUGCUAAAGGAGACUUUACAAAGGUUACAACGAGACUACAAUAACAAAAAAAUGAAACCUGUAUUUAAGAAACAGGCGAAUGAGGUAGCUCCUAAAGCUGUACGAGACGAGCCCGAGGGGUACGUGUCGAUCAAGGUCAACGAACAGACGCCUCUAUUGCAACAGGAAGAGUCCAACAAUCAACAACAACAGCAGCAGCAGCAGCAGCAGCAGCAGAUGUUCAAGCAAAUUCCCCAGGACACAAUUUCGCAGGAUGAACUAGAUUUUAAUACGAUAAUACACCAGGAGAGAUCUCAACAGAUUAAUCGAAUUCACUCUGCAGUACAAGAGGUUAAUGCAAUCUUUCAUCAAUUAGGUUCUCUGGUGCACGAACAAGGCGAGCAGGUAGAUACUAUAGAUGGUAACAUUGGUAAUUUGUCAAAUAACGUGCAAAAGGCGAACGAACAAUUAAACAGAGCUGAUGAGCACCAAAGACAAAGGAACAAAUGCGGCCUGAUAACGCUGAUAAUUAUAAUAGUGGUGGUAUUAGUUGUAAUAUUAGCAGUAUUAAGUUAG